Nycticebus coucang (slow loris) is the source of this 6902-nucleotide messenger RNA. RefSeq names its product synaptotagmin 17 (gene SYT17). Gene Ontology annotation, biological process: regulation of dopamine secretion; cellular response to calcium ion; calcium-ion regulated exocytosis. The record is from RefSeq and is a predicted model, not a curated record. Lineage: Eukaryota; Metazoa; Chordata; Mammalia; Primates; Lorisidae. Gene Ontology annotation, molecular function: clathrin binding; phosphatidylserine binding; calcium-dependent phospholipid binding. Gene Ontology annotation, cellular component: membrane. The coding region runs from base 4220 to 5737 and encodes 505 amino acids. The transcript is spliced from 8 exons.
CCCGCGCCGGGGUCCCUGCAGUCCCCGCGGCUGCCCCGGGCUCCCUGCCCAGGCGCCCCGGCCUUAUUCCAGCUUGGGGAGCGCUUCGGGGGUGGGGGGAUCGCGGGACAGCGAGAGAGGCCGAGGCGGGGGCCCUGGGCUCCAGAUUUCCCCGAACCGGGGAGGCGGCCCCGACUCCGGGAGCCAGAACGCAAGGAAAGGCAAGGACCGGGCGGCCGGCGGAGGGGCGGGUGCCGCUCUUCAGCCACGCCAGUCACGUCUGGGGCCACUCGGCUGCCUUUUUCUUCCUUUCCCCCUUUGCUCUCUCCCACCUCUCCGGUUGGCGAGGGCAAAGUGGCCUUGGCGGCGCCAUGCCCGGGCCGGAGUGAGUACGCGCGGGCGAAAAUGGCGUACAUCCAGGUAGGGCUGAGGCUGGGGGCAAGGUCUGGGCUGUGGGUUGGGGCUGCCGCGCCCCCUCCGGCUGGGAGCGCGCGGAAGGGAGGGCACGCGCCUAGGCUCCCACAAACUUGCUUCGAGAAAAAGGGUGCCCAAGCGCUGGCAACCUGUGCAGAAGCAGUGGUGCGCUCCGGGAACAGAGGCUGGGGGACCCCCAGACCCCGGGAUGCAGGGCCCUAUGUGGACUCUGCACGCGUGUCCUCGCUUCUUGCGGUGGGAAUGGGGGGUUGGGCAGACUUUUCUUCCCCUUCCCCCCGUCUUGGCACCCCACCCCAGGGGAGGGGCCGCAGGGAGGGCGGCCCGGGGCGCGCCAGUUGCAGUUACAGUGGUGACGGCUCUUGCUAAUUGGCCGGCGGAGCGAGCCUGAGGCUGCUGUUCCGGCCAGGAGGGACAAGGACGUCGUCUCUCCCGUGCUGAGAGGUGGGGGACACUCAGAGGCCAAAGGCGCGCUGGUGAGGGGAAGAGAGAGGGCUGCUUUAGUUCAUGGCAUUGGGGUGUGGGAGAUAUGGACCCCCCCAUCACCUUGAAGAAACUCCCUCAAAGAUCUGUGAGCUGAAAUAAUUUACAUGCAGCUUGAGGGGGGCAGGGUUGGGCUGCUUGCCUUUCUCCUCUGCGGGGAGAAAGGUGGCGACAGGUCAGCGCCAAGGUCAGGCGGUGAGACCCGCCGAGCUGCCUCUGCCGCUGGCUCCUUGGAUCUGGGGAGAGAAGCUUAUGGACUCCCACGUCCAGGGUGCAUCUUGGCUCACAUCUUGUUCCCUCAGCCACAGGGAGGGGGCUGCUGGUCGCCUGGUUCCCCUCUGGCUUACACGCUCCUUCAUCUUGUCCUCAGACUUUUCAGCUUGUCGGGAACUCUGUGCUGGGUUACCUGGCAGAGCUUCUCCCAUUCCUCUCCUAGUUUGAUUCGCUGGAUUGGCUUCCCUUUCACGGAAUCGCUAAUUCCUCUUCUCAAGUUCAGUGAAGGUCACAUUUCCUAUAUACCCACUGUGUGCUGAAUGAUGUUGAGGGGCUAUUCAAUGGUCGCUCAACAAACACUUGGGUGACCACCUACUAAGUGCCAGCCUGAGGAUACAGUGGUGAAAACGGCACAGUUCCCACUCCUUGGCAUGCCCGGUCUAGGGAGAAGUGAGCAUUGCAAGGGGCGUCUCUGGUUCCUAAUGCCCACCUUCAGCACAGAGAAAUUAAGUGACUUACCCUAGGCCAUAGCCACACAGCUGCUUAAGGAUCAAGCUGUGAUCUAAAACACGGGAUAGUGGGGGCUGGUGAGGGAUAUGUUAGGCAACAUUUUCUGUAAAGCGCCAGAUAGUAUUUUUUUUUCCUAAAGAGCCACAUGGUCUCUGUCACAACUGUGCAACUCUGUAGCACCAAAGCAGCAGUAAAUAGGUGGGUGUGGCUGUGUUCCAAUAAAACUUUAUUUGUUGACACAAAAAUUUGAAUUGUAUACACUUUACCCAAGUCAAGUAGUAUUAAUCUUCUUUUGAGUUUUUCAACCGUUUAAAAAUGUACAAAUCAUUCUUUGUGGGAGGACUGUACAAAAAUAGGCGGCAAGGCUGGACCUUUGUUUAGAAUGUCUGGGUUCUCCUUCCCCUUUCUGGCUUACUCUGUUCUCUUCCAUGGGUGUUAAACAUAAGAACCCAAUGGAACCGGUGCAGACCACCUUUCCCCUUGCUUUCAUUUUCCAUGGUUUCCCUUUGUUCUCCAACACUCAUCUUAUACCUGAUCCUUGAGAAAGCUAGGUUCCUCAAGAAAGGCACGCGGUGGCUUUGUUUCUGGUCACCAUGACUUUAUACAUGGUUUUUUUUUUUUUUUUUUUCCUUGAGACAGAUUCUUACUGUGUCUCCCAGGCUAGAGUACCAUGACAUCAGCCUAGCUCACAGCAACCUCAAACUCCUGGGCUCAAGCGAUCCUCCUGCCUCAGCCUCCUGAGCAGCUGGGACUACUGUGAUGCCCAGCUAAUUUUUCUAUUUUUAGUAGAGAUGGUGUCUUGCUCCUGCUCAGGCUGCUCUUAAACGCCUGAGUUCAAGUGAUCCUCCGAAGGUGGUCUGCACUGGUUUCAUUUCCCACCCUGAGUGGUAGGAUUACGGAUGUGAACCCUUGCACUGUUUUUUUUUGAGACAGAGCCUCACUUUGUAGUCUUCAGUAGAGUGCUGUAGCAUCAUAGCUCACAACAAGUGAUCCUCUUGUCCCAGCCUCCUGUGUAGCUGGGACUAUAGGCACCCACCACAAUGCCUGGGUAUUUUUUUAGAGACAAGAUCUCACUUUUGCUCAGGCGGGUCUCCAACUUCUGAGCUCAAGCAAUCCACCUGUCAUGGCCUCCCAGAGUGCUAGAAUUACAGGAGUGAGCCACCUUGCCCAGCCUAAAUGGUCUUCUUUGACCACCACAUGUCCAGGAAAUGCUUCUCUAAGAGAAUUGCUAUGGAUUGUUGUGAAAAGUAUCACUUUAUCCUUGCCCUUUAAUCCUAAACAUUUUGAAGCACUUUCUCAUGUAAGCCCCAUGAGGGUAUAGCUUUUUGCUCCUUUGUUCUCUGCUGUGUCUGCCAGCACAAUAACUGGUGCCUACUAGGUUCCACUGGGUCUUGACAACCAUCUACUACCCAUCACACAAAGGGUACAUUUUAUUUUGCAGCCAGGCACCAUGAAAGCGUUUGCAUGGUGUCCUAUAUCAUCUCAACAUCACCCCUCAGAAGUAGGGAUUAGCCCUUCCACUAAAGAAGAGGUAUCUGAGGCUCAUAGGGGCCCCCUGACUUGCUAAGUCAUAUGAUUUGUCAUUGGUGAGGCCAGGACCCCUAUUUCUUGACCCAGCUCAUAUGUGGCCCCUCAGCACCCUCAGAUAUGCUGUGUGUCUUUUGGAGGAGUUUGUGAUUAGUGUCUUUGACUGUUUCCCAGACUGUGGUUUAUUUCCUUAACCACUUCAAGGGUUUUGAAUUUUUCACGAGCCAUGUACCACCUGUACUAUUAUUAACUUUUUUUUUUUUUUUGCUAUAAAUGGACUCACUUUUAUUUUUACUUUCAAAAGUCAUAUGACAAGGAAACUUUAUGACACUGCCAUAAUAGAAAACCAGGAUCACGUGAUAUAAGCAGAAGGCAACUGGAAAAAUAAACACAAUGGGAAUAAUGCCACAUUAUUACAUUCUGGCUGAAUAUGGCCCUCUCCAAAGCUCUGAGCCGGGAAUCUGCUUUCUUUGUUUAAAAGGAAGGGGCAUGGGUAUGGAAUUGGGAAGCCAUAGAAAGAUGUUAACAUAAGGUGGUACCAAAUUGAGAGUUUCUCCUCCUUGAAAGAGAAGUGGAAAACAACUUUCUCUCUUGAUUCGAAGUUGUUAAGUUGGAGACCCACCUCAGUUUACCUCUGGGAUUCAACGAGGCUGGUUUACUUGGCUCAUUUGGGAAGCCAUCUGGAAGAGGAGGAGGGAAUCCUGUGCCUUGGGAAGCUGUGAGAAGAAGAUGGGGAGGGGGUGAGGCCACAAAAAAGGGAGGCCCUCCCUCCUCAGGAGGACCAGAUUAUGGCUUCCUUUGGGCUCCCUCUAUUUGUGGGUGGUCAUAUGCAACUCCCCACCAUCACCAUUGGAGCAGAAUUGGUAGGUAGAGCCUCCAGGAGGGCGGGGGAGCCAAGUAACAUCCUCUCCCUGCCUGGCUGCACGAUAGCUAAUCAUGUCCUUCUGGGUUGGCUGCGUGGCUAUUUCUGUAUAGGAAGGUUUGCUAUUCUCCUAAAGAGUGGCUGCAUUGGAUAGCAUGACUAUCUAUCCACCCGCUCUGAUUCAUAACAGCAUACGGUGCAAAUCAAAUCGAAAUGCUAAAGUUUCCCAUUUAUUCGGUGUUGGUUAACCAGGAGGCUACCAGCAGCCCUGAAAAUAGCAACACCUUGUUAGGAAGUCAGCUCCCUUCCCAGGAUGGGCAGUUGGAACCAUUAAACGAGGGUUUUCUUUCCAGAAUCUCUGAUCUGCUGCUGUGCAGAUGGACCUGCAGGCACUGCUGUCAGAAGUGCUACGAGUCCAGCUGUUGCCAGUCAAGUGAGGAUGAAGUUGAAAUUCUGGGACCUUUCCCAGCCCAGACGCCUCCCUGGCUGAUGGCCAGCCGGAGCAGUGACAAGGAUGGUGACUCCGUCCAUACUGCCAGUGAAGUUCCUAUGACCCCACGGACCAACUCCCCAGAUGGGAGACGCUCGUCCUCAGACACGUCCAAGUCCACGUACAGCCUGACACGGAGGAUUUCAAGUCUCGAGUCCAGGCGACCCAGCUCCCCGCUCAUCGAUAUUAAACCCAUUGAGUUUGGUGUUCUUAGUGCCAAGAAGGAGCCCAUCCAGCCUUCGGUGCUCAGACGGACCUAUACCCCGGACGACUAUUUCAGAAAGUUUGAGCCCCGGCUGUAUUCUCUCGACUCCAGCAGUGACGAUGUGGACUCUCUGACGGACGAGGAAAUCUUGUCCAAGUACCAGCUGGGCAUGCUGCACUUCAGCACCCAGUAUGACCUGCUGCACAACCACCUCACAGUGAGGGUGAUUGAGGCCAGGGACCUGCCCCCUCCCAUCUCCCACGACGGCUCUCGCCAGGACAUGGCUCACUCAAACCCCUAUGUCAAAAUCUGUCUCCUGCCGGACCAGAAGAACUCCAAGCAGACCGGGGUCAAACGCAAGACCCAGAAGCCUGUGUUUGAGGAGCGCUACACCUUCGAGAUCCCCUUCCUAGAAGCCCAGAGGAGGACCCUGCUCCUCACCGUGGUGGAUUUUGAUAAGUUCUCGCGCCACUGUGUCAUUGGGAAAGUUUCCGUGCCUUUGUGUGAAGUUGACCUGGUCAAGGGCGGGCACUGGUGGAAGGCGCUGAUCCCUAGUUCUCAGAAUGAAGUGGAGCUUGGGGAGCUUCUUCUGUCACUGAAUUAUCUCCCAAGUGCUGGGAGACUGAAUGUUGAUGUCAUUCGAGCCAAGCAACUUCUUCAGACAGAUGUGAGCCAAGGUUCAGACCCCUUUGUGAAAAUACAGCUGGUGCAUGGACUCAAGCUUGUGAAAACUAAGAAGACAUCCUUUUUAAGAGGUACAAUCGAUCCUUUCUACAAUGAAUCUUUCAGCUUCAAAGUUCCCCAAGAAGAACUGGAAAAUGCCAGUCUAGUGUUUACAGUUUUCGGCCACAACAUGAAGAGCAGCAACGACUUCAUCGGAAGAAUCGUCAUCGGCCAGUACUCAUCAGGCCCCUCCGAAUCCAACCAUUGGCGACGUAUGCUCAACACCCACCGCACAGCCGUGGAGCAGUGGCACAGCCUGAGGUCCCGAGCAGAGUGUGACCGUGUGUCUCCCGCCUCCCUAGAGGUGACCUGAAAGGCUGCCAGGAAGAAGGCUUUCAUUUGUUUAAAAAAAAAAAAAAAGAAAGAAAAAGACAAAAAAUGUGUCACAUACUAUUACAUUCACACCUGCAAACACACACACACACACACACACACACAUACCCUAAAUCCUCUCGGAACAGAGAGGAAACUGACUAUUGAUUAUAAAAUGGCCAACUCCGAUGAGUGAGCCCUGAGAACUUUGUGGAAGCCCUACCCAUAGAUCACAAGCUGAGUAGGCACUGCCGUAGGACUUAUUGGCAGUGCUGCUCUUGUUGCUACCCCUGCCCCCAAAUGCAACCCUCAGGCCAGAAAGGGGACUUUCCAAAAGGUGCCAGCCUCCACUGAGACUAAGUUCCAAGAGUUUGGCCAGUGUGUGGGCAACCUGACUCCCCCACCCCAAAACACUGGCCCACUUGGCAACUUCUGAACAGGCUGCUGUUAUUCAAACCUGAUACCUUUCUCCAAAGGUGUAAGUAUCUUUGUUUUCUUAGUAAAUGUGAUAGCUAGGUUAGACUAUUUAGAGAAACCAAAUUGCAACAAAAAAAUACUCCAGUAUAAGAAGCCUCUCCUGGCUUAACCCAAUUGUCCGUGUGGUAUGUUCUCACGCCUGUGCCCUCACCAAGGAACAUGUGUGUGUGCCUAGGAGUCCUCUGGAGAGAGCAAGGUGACAGGUUGGGACCUCAACCCCAACCACUCCCUUCUCUCUGCCUCUCCCACCUGGUGAGAUUUUACCCAGCAUCAUCCAGUCAAAGACCCCACCUGGGGUGAUGGUAACGUGUGUGUGUGUGUGUGUGUGUGUGUGUGUCCAGUAAAUAGAAUACGUGUGCUAGAACAAAAGUAACAUUUUUUGACCAAAUCACGGUGACUGUGACCCACCGAAGAUCUUCAAAGAACUUGACACAUGGAUUAAAAUGGCCACCACAUCCCAUCCACGACAAUCUCCUUCCUUAAUCAUACUCUAAGGAUCUUUCUGUGUUCGUGUGUGAACCAAAGUCACGUCCCAUGUGCUAAGGAAUUAGUGGAGCUAGAGUAGAUCUCUGUCUCUCUCUCUUUCUCCCUCUCUCUCUGUUGGAUGCUUCUGUAUCUACCCACAGCAUAUUGUCUGGUGUGAUGGGGAGCUAUUUAUUGAAAUUAAAGAUUAUUUAUUUGUGCCAUGC